This is a messenger RNA of Leptonychotes weddellii (Weddell seal), 5406 nucleotides long. The record is from RefSeq and is a predicted model, not a curated record. Lineage: Eukaryota; Metazoa; Chordata; Mammalia; Carnivora; Phocidae.
CCCCAGCGCUCCGGCCGGCCUCGCCGGGCGGCCUGCGGGGGCGGCGCAGUUGCGAAACUGAGUGCCUGUGUACCUCUUCCUAGAAUACCUGUCUGGUGCUCUACUCUUCCUCAAGACUACCUCAACACUCCUCCCACUUGGGGACUCCAGCGCCGUAAGCUGACUACACAAGACUGCCUUCCCCAUAUUUCCAUAGCCAGCGACAUGACCUGACACCUUGAUGACAAGUCUCAGGGCCCUUGGGUGACUGGCUGGUGCACCAUGGAACUUAAAGUAUGGGUGGAUGGAGUUCAGAGGAUUGUUUGUGGGGUCACUGAAGUUACAACUUGCCAGGAGGUUGUAAUAGCCUUAGCUCAAGCGAUAGGUCGAACCGGAAGGUACACUCUUAUAGAAAAAUGGAGAGAUACUGAAAGACAUUUAGCACCUCAUGAAAAUCCUAUCAUAUCCUUAAACAAAUGGGGGCAGUAUGCUAGUGAUGUACAGCUAAUUUUACGUCGAACGGGGCCAUCUCUUAGUGAGCGACCCACUUCAGACAGUGUGGCUCGAAUUCCGGAGAGAACUUUAUAUAGGCAGAGUUUGCCCCCCCUGGCUAAACUGAGGCCUCAGAUUGACAAAUCAAUCAAAAGGAGAGAACCUAAAAGGAAAUCAUUAACAUUUACAGGAGGUGCCAAAGGAUUAAUGGACAUUUUUGGAAAGGGUAAAGAAACUGAAUUUAAGCAAAAGGUGCUGAAUAACUGCAAAACAACAGCAGAUGAAUUGAAGAAGCUGAUCCGGUUGCAGACAGAGAAGCUUCAGUCCAUUGAGAAAGAGCUAGAAUCAAAUGAAAUAGAAAUACAAUUUUGGGAGCAAAAAUAUAAUUCUAACCUUGAAGAGGAAAUUGUCCGCCUGGAGCAAAAGAUCAAAAGAAAUGAUGUCGAAAUUGAAGAGGAAGAAUUUUGGGAAAAUGAAUUGCAGAUUGAACAGGAAAAUGAAAAACAGCUGAAGGAUCAACUUCAAGAAAUAAGACAGAAAAUAACAGAAUGCGAGAGCAAAUUAAAGGACUAUUUGGCUCAGAUCCAGACUAUGGAAAGCGGUCUUGAAGCAGAAAAAUUACAACGGGAAGUUCAGGAGGCACAAGUCAAUGAAGAAGAGGUUAAAGGAAAGAUUGGUAAGGUCAAAGGAGAAAUUGACAUUCAAGGCCAACAGAGUGUGAGGCUGGAAAAUGGCAUUAAAGCUGUAGAAAGAUCUCUUGGACAAGCCACCAAACGAUUACAGGACAAAGAACAAGAACUGGAGCAGUUGACUAAAGAGCUGCGGCAAGUCAAUCUCCAGCAGUUUAUCCAACAGACAGGGACAAAAGUUACCGUUUUGCCAGCGGAGCCCAUUGAAGUAGAGGCCUCACAUGCAGACAUAGAAAGGGAGGCACCAUUCCAGUCUGGGUCCCUGAAGCGGCCUGGUUCAUCUCGGCAGCUCCCCAGUAAUCUUCGUAUUCUACAGAAUCCUAUCUCAUCUGGUUUUAAUCCUGAAGGCAUCUAUGUAUAACAUUAUCUAUCUUUAGGGGAGAGACCCAAUAAAGGUACCAAGGACAGUAAAAAUUCCUUCUUUGAUUUGUGCCAAUGAUGAACAGAGGAUCUAUUUCACAAGCCACCGUCUCUUUUUUCUGUCCUAAAUUGCAUACCACUUGGAGCCAUACCCUGUGCACUGAUGCUAAAGAACAAAGAAACUGUGUUUUCACACAUCGACAGUGUUGACAUGUUUGUCCAGCAGCUGUAAUGCAAAGCCUUCAUUUUUAUUUGUAGCAUUUUGAGAGCGUUAGGAAAGUAUUAUACUGUGUGUAUACGUAAAUAAAACCAUGACUUAAGAGCGAAGAGAAAUAUGUGACUGGCUUAGUUUAAUUUAUUCCAUAUAAUCGAUUAAUGGGUGAAUGUUGAUGUUUUAAUAUUUUUUAUUAAUACUUAUCCUAUGACUGAAUUACAUUAUAUUUUGUGUGAAAUACAUUAUAUAUUACAUAAUUACAUUAUGACUGUGUGUGCCUGUUGCCAGACUACAUUUGUACAUUGCUGAUCUACAACUAUACAAGUGUCAUAGGGUGCUCCACCAUCAAAACUAACUCCAGAGGAACCCACUUGUAUUUAUUUUGUGUACCUGUCCUAGCCAUUGCUUCAUUAGAUGAAAUAAUUCAGGUUUUAGUUUUAAUCUGGACUUGGAUCUUUGCUUUACAAUAUUUCCAGUAUAUGAAUGACCACAUACCAGAAGAGCAGUAUUUUCACAAGGUAAAUUGUAUGUUUAGAAGAUUUGCAGAACUUUGAACACCUUAAACAAAAAAUGUAGUUGUUGAAUAUCUGUCCAAACAGGCAUGGGGUUUCCUUAUACAUUAUGUAUUUUGUUUCUGCCCUGCCUUAAUCAUUUAAAUCUCAUGGAUCCUCAGAGUUGCCAUAAUACGUAAGUUAGAGAUAUCUGGUUGACCUACUUCAGAAAGGUUACUUUAAGUGAUAUAUUUUUAAAAUAACCCAUUUCAUAUGUAUAAUCUGUUGGUGUAAGCACCCAUGGGUAAGUUAUCGCUUGCACAUAAUUUAAUCUGUACUUUAUGGAUUUUGCUACUUCUCCAGUCACUUAGAUAGAAAGUACAUUGGAGUUCGGUAUUUUUUACAAAGGAAAUAAAGUUAAAUUUGUUUUUUGUUUUUGUUUUUUUUUUUAAUUUUUGAGCUUGGCUUUUACAGGACAUGAGGAAGAGUCUCCCAAUUGUACAUAUAUUUUCUUAUUUAUUUAUAAAACCAAAAAGUCACAAGUAGUAUCUGAAUGGAUGUGGUCAGAUACCAUUUUGCCAUUUUUACAUUCCCUCUGAUCAAAAUUUGGUACAAUAUAAUUAAGACUUUAACCUGAAAUUUAAAGUGGUUUUUAAUUCUGAGGAAAAUAUAUUCUCUGUAUUACUUACAUGCAACAAAGUAAAAGUGGAUUAGUAUAUUAAUGCCAUGGUAACAAUAAAAAGAUGUAAGUUAUAUCUUAUGCAUGAGGGCAACUUUGGAUGUUUUAACACAUUUGACUUAUUUUGGUUUAAAUGAAUGUUGAGAAUGCUACAUUUAGGUUUCCAAUGAAAAAUUUUAAGAAUGGCUAUGAAAAUAUUAUAUAGAAGCUUCUAGAGAACUGAAAGUAAUAAUGCAGAGUUACCUUUUCUAGUCCAGCUAAAUGGCAGACCUCAACUAAAGGUAUUAUUUUCUUUGGGUUCUUGGAGUUAUCAAGUUGACCUUGCCAUUAUACUAUUUUGCAAAUAACUUGAGAAAUAAUUUAUUCUUACCUACAUAACCCCAACCUAUACACAUUUGUUCUCAAUUUAGAAUAGUUAUUUCAUAUCUAUACAUAUUUAAAAAUUAAAAUUAAAAAAAUCAAGAUACUUUGUAGAUUUUGUGACAGUAAUGAUUUAUGUAUGCCCAAUAUAAGCCUUAUUUUUAAAGGAUUCCAUCCUAUACCAAGAAUCAUUUUGUUAUUGUUGUUCAGAGAAAUUAAGAUCUUAUUCACAAAGAAAAACAUUUUUAUAAAUUGAUCACAUUCUAUUUAAAUCAAAAUGUUAAACUGAGGAUAUAAUAAACAUUGCAGUUUUUAAUUGCAGAGAUGCUUGGUAUGCCAUCAAAAACACCAAGUCAGUGUCCAACUUAAUUGUUGUAAAUUAUUAUCAGUGUUAACCUAAUAACUUUGAGACUGGCAGCAUUGUGACAACUUCAUCUGAAUUUUCAAAUGCCAAAUAAUCUUUAUAGACCUAAUUACAGAUAGAAAUACUAUUUCCUAGAUGAGAAGAAUAUAUAAAUGUGAAUUUGAUAAAUAUAUUGAGCAGCUAUACUUUUUAAUCAGUUAUAUUACUUCUGAAAGAACAUCUCUAAGAAAUAUUUUCUAAGUCUUUUUAAAAUAGAAGAAAGAAAACUCAUUUCUCCUAGAACAUCUUAAAAAUAAUAUGGUCUAUUCCUGGUCAUUUGUAUCUAUUGUGAACACAGAGGAGUUAGAUUAAGUGCCACAUCUUUUGGUACAUUUCAGGGGGGUGGGGAGGGGGAGAGCAGACAAUGAUAUACAAAAAUACCAAAUAUAAAAUUUUGCAUCUGGGGGAAUAUUCAGGUUCUAAAUACUAAACUAGAUUAUAAGGGGCUUUUUAUUAUUAUUAUACUGCAAGUUGUUUCAUUAUGAUUUCCUAUAAGUAUUAAAUACAUUAGAAGAUAAUUUUUUUUUCUUACCAAGGAAUGAUUUGAAAUAGCAUUGGUAUAUUUGACCCUUUUGAGUGUCUAGCAUCCUCAGAGAAUGACCCAUAGUGGGUUGCCUCAGUCCUUUUUUUUUUUUUUUUAUGAGAUAUUUUGGCUUAUUAGCAUGCUUUUUGUCCUGAUACACAGAGAAUUUAUAUAUGAGACUUUGGUUGGUAUUGAUAGGAAUUACCCAUUUAAUUCCCUCAGUCAUCCCUGAAGUAAUCAUCAAUUCCCAUAGUUCAAAUUAGUCAUAAACUCAAGCCAAAACAGCAAAAAUACAGAAUUUAUGGUGUGAAAUGUGAUUAAUAGUGUUUAAGAAAAACAAAUAAAGCACUUGCUUCCAGAGCAGAAGUAAAUUUUGUACCUGCAUUAAAAGGACAUUUUCUUUGUGAAUAAGAGAAAAAUGGUCUUUCGAGUAAAGAAACAUCAGUUAAAGCCAUUUCUGUGAACAUCUCUCCAAGUUAGAACUAUGAUAAUGGAUUGAGGAAAUGAUACGGAAAAGGCAAAAACUCUUGAUUUCGGGUGUGCAAAGGAUGUGGGCAGAUGGGCAUUUCCCUGUGUGCAUUGCCUUUGAAAAAUUGGGCCUUAAUUUAUAUGUAUAGAACAAUGCUGUGUUCCCAUCCCUCUUCUACCUGAAGUUGUCUUUAUUAAUCUAUAUUGUAUUAAAAUUUAGCUCAUAAGUAUUACUUUUAUAUUAUGUCCAUUUUUUGCAUGUUUAUACUAUUUGCUACAGUGUUUUUAGGUUUUGGCUGAAGGCCAUCAGCUGUGUGGAGAAGAGAAAACAAUCACUAUUUAUUCAGAAUUGCUGCUUUACAUUUCCAGAAUAAGCUUUCGAUGCCAGGACACUGACUGCUUGAAAGCUGCAGGAGCUCUAUUCCAAUGCAUUUUAUAUAUUUUUAGAAACCAAAUAAAUGCAGAUAACUAUUUAGUAUACUAAUUAUAUUAAACCAGCAGAAAUAGAAAGGCAAUAAAAUAUAUACAUAUAUAUAUGGGGGGAGGGAAAGAUUUAAAAAAUAGGUUUACAGCCAGACAUGGUGAUAAGCCCUAAAUAUAUUUCCAGUCUGUCUUUAUUGACCCAAGGAGGAUUUGAGUUGCUGCAGCUUUAAACAGAAAAUUGCCAUGUUCACUACUGUGGACACAUAAAUAUGCUUUUUAAUACUGCUUUGCUUAUGUACCAAUAAAAUAUCUGUAAUAUGUAUUA